Molecule: messenger RNA, 2873 nt
Organism: Rhodamnia argentea
Lineage: Eukaryota; Viridiplantae; Streptophyta; Magnoliopsida; Myrtales; Myrtaceae
Product: disease resistance protein RPV1-like
Exons: 6
Coding region: 207-2873 (888 amino acids)
Biological process (GO): defense response; signal transduction
Molecular function (GO): ADP binding
Source: RefSeq, a predicted model, not a curated record
UACGCGGUCUUUCAGUGAAAAAAGUCUCUGUGUUCACACCAUUACCUGUCUUGGUCCAUCCUUAACCACUCCCAUUUUCCGAAGUCUCUGUCCUGUAGUAUAAGAAUCAAUCAACAAGAAGAUCAAGUGGUGAACGAGCCACUUGAAAACACUGCAUCAAAUCUCAAGCUUACUGUCGUUCUUGAUUGUUGAACUCCAUCGUAUCAAUGGCUCCUUCAUCGAAAUCCAGAGGGCCUUAUGAAGUCUUCUUGAGUUUUAGAGGCAUGGACGUGCGUAAAAACUUCGUCGGCCAUCUCUAUAACGAGCUAGUCCGGAAUGGAAUACAUACUUUUCGAGAUAGCGAGGAACUGUGGAAGGGAGAUAAAAUAUCGAUGCUCAUGCAGGCCAUCAAAGAAUCGCGCAUCGCGAUCAUCGUCUUCUCUGAGAAUUAUGCUUUCUCGUGGUGGUGCUUGGAAGAGGUGGCCAAUAUUAUGGAGUGCAAGGAGCAGAAUGACCUCAUCGUUCUACCAGUGUUUUAUAAAGCAGACCCAAAAGAAGUGAGAGGGGGGAGAGCGAGUUAUGCACGAGGCCUAGCUAAGCAUGAGUCUAAGCAUCCCGAGAAAAUGGAGAGAUGGAAGAAAGCUCUUUGGGACGCCGGUCACUUGAUCGGGUGGACUUUGAAUGAUGGAGAUGAUGAAUCAAAUGUUUUGCAAAAAAUUGUGAAGAACAUCUCAACUCGCCUAAGCCAAACACCUUUAGAUGGAGGCAUUGGAAAGACAACAUUGGGGAAAGCCAUCAAUAAUGAUAUUUCCGGACAAUUUGAUGGUUCAAGUUUUCUAGCAGGUGUUCGAGAAAAUUCAGAAGAUCGCAAGGGUUUAGUUACUUUGCAAGAACAAUUCUUGAACGAUAUAUUAUUACCGCACAAAAAGAUAGUGGUGCCCAAUGUCGAUAGAGGCGUUAUGCUAAUACAAGAUAGACUCCGUAACAAAAGAGUUCUUAUCAUCCUUGAUGAUGUGGAUCACGAGAAGCAGUUACUUGCUUUAGCAAGAAAAGCCGAAUGGUUUGGCAAUGGGAGUAGGAUCCUCGUUACUACAAGAGAUGGCCAUUUGUUGACUCGUUGGAUAGAUGAACAUCAUGUGUAUGAAGUUAAAGCACUGGAUAACGGUGAAGCUCGUGAGCUGCUUAGUAAGCAUGCUUUUCCUCCGCACCACAAAUUAAAAAUAAGGGAAGAUCUAGUGGAUGGUGUUUUGGAUCAUGCUAAAGGCCUUCCUUUAGCACUUGUGGUGUUGGGUUCCUUCUUAUGUGGUAGAAGACAAGAUGAAUGGGAAAGUGCGCUAGACAAGCUUUCUAGAAGUCCUACGAAAGACAUCAAUGAUGUGCUCAAAAUAAGUUAUGAAGGACUAGAGCGAAAUGAGAAAGAGAUUUUUCUCCACAUUGCCCGCUUCUUUAAGGGAUGGGAUUUUGAUCACGUUAAGAAAGUUCUUGAUAGUUGUGACCUUAAUGCGAGAAUAGGAUUACUGAUUCUCACCGAGAGGUCCUUGAUAAGAACUAAGUCCGGAAGCAUACAAGUGCAUGACUUGAUUCAAUUGAUGGGUAAAGAUAUCGUGAACCAAGAAUCCGAUGAUCCCGAGAGACGCAGCAGACUAUGGGCGUAUGAGGAUGUGCUUGAUGUUCUGUCAUGCGACAUGGGAGAUUGUAACGUAAAAGUAAAAGCCAUAGUGUUGAAUUCACUUGUGCCAAUAGAGAUAUCUACUGGUCGUGAUGCUUUUACAAAGCUGAGAGGGUUGGAAUUGCUCAUUUUGGGAAAUGAUUUCCGAAAUUUGAAGUACAUGAAUUUCGACUUCUGCAAGUCGUUGGUUCGCACGCCUGACAUAUCAUGGACUCCAAAUCUCGAGGAAUUGCAUCUGAAUUUUUGCAAAAACUUGGUAGAAGUACAUGUGUCCAUCGGAGAUCAUGGCAAGUUACAGGUCUUGGAUUUACGUAAUUGCUCUGAACUUAGAAUUUUUCCAAAAGUGCUCGAGGCAAAAAAUCUACGGGAACUCCAACUUGGAAAAUGCACAAAAUUAGAAAGGUUCCCUGAUGUUCCACGUAAACUGGAAGGCCUAAUAGAGCUUGAUCUUGAAGAGACCGCUAUUAAAGGACUUCCAGCAUCAAUAGAAAAUUUGGUCUCUUUGGAGGAAAUAAAUUUAGAUAAAUGCAAGAACCUGGUACCUCGUGAUUUGGACAUUUCUCUCAUGGGAGGAGAGAUGCCAGAGUGGGUCGUCCCUGUUGAAGAGGGCUUCGUAUCUUUCAAGGCUUCAAAGGACUUAUAUGACAAGUUUCUUGGAUUGGCUUUCUCUUUCGCUGUCCAUGAACGGGAAGAUAGGAUGACCCCUGCCAAUUUUGAGAUUUUUUCAUAUGUUGAGGGCGAAGGGCGGUAUUUCCGAGGAGAUCCGAGUUUUCAUGUGGAUGUUCCAGAUUAUGAUUAUACGUGGAUUCAGUAUUUCGUACCAUCUGACCUGUGGGGUGUAGUCGAUUUUGGUCAAAUUGAUGGGAAUUAUGUACAAUUCAGCCUUAGUGUGUCAACUACAUAUGUGAAAAAGUGGGGUCUCCGAAUAAUAUGCAAACCACUAGAGGAUGAUUUAAAGGCCGCACUUCAAAACAAUCAGCUAAUGGAUCCAGCUUUACUCCUCGAGGUUGUUCUCAAAUCGAUAGAUUCGGAAGUCGAGAGCAAAGUUAGUUCGAUCAAGAUAGAUCUAUUGAAGGACAUGGAAGAUGGUCGAAUGAGUUCUGAGGAACAUAGUCGAAUAGAAUCAAAGAGAAAUCAAGAGUUUAUUCUCCCUCAAGGCAAGCGAAUGAAGACUCUGUCAACUUCCAAUUCGACGGAUGGAGAUGAGAAAGCUUUUGUUGACUGA